Molecule: messenger RNA, 14671 nt
Organism: Leptidea sinapis
Lineage: Eukaryota; Metazoa; Arthropoda; Insecta; Lepidoptera; Pieridae
Gene: kst
Product: spectrin beta chain
Exons: 84
Coding region: 340-12786 (4148 amino acids)
Biological process (GO): actin cytoskeleton organization
Cellular component (GO): plasma membrane; cell projection; cortical actin cytoskeleton
Molecular function (GO): actin filament binding; phospholipid binding
Source: RefSeq, a predicted model, not a curated record
AAGUUAUUGCUUAUUAGUUUUGUGUUUUCGUAAAAACGCCGACAAACUUUGCGUAAAGUUAUUUGUAAAUUGGAAGUUCAAAACUUUCUUCGUGUUGUGUUUGUGACGACUAGUAAUAUUAAAUAAUUUUGUAUAUUGUGUUCAAUCUUGAAAUUAUUGUUGAACUUAGUUUUGAUAAGUAAAUAGCUCUGAAAAGUUAAGUUAAGUUUUGAAUUUCUGAAGAAACUGAUCAGUGUAUAUGUUUUAAAAGAAAAAUUAUCAUGCGAAAGGAUUUAUUUGCUGUUUGGGUCGCAGUAUGAGCCCGGGGGCUACGCCCAAGCGGUUCAGCAGCGGAGCAACAUGACGCAGCGGGAGGAUGCCCUCAAGUUCGAGCAGGGCCGCAUCAAGGCUCUGCAGGAGGAGCGGUUGCACAUCCAGAAGAAGACCUUCACCAAAUGGAUCAACUCUUUCCUGCAAAAGGCGCGGAUGGAGGUGGAGGAUCUGUUCGCGGACCUCGCGGACGGCAGACGGCUGCUCAAGCUGCUGGAGAUCAUCAGCGGGGAGCGGCUGCCCAGACCCAACUCGGGCAGGAUGAGGGUCCACAAGAUAGAGAACGUUAACAAGUCACUCAGCUUCCUGCACACCAAGGUUCGCUUGGAGUCGAUCGGUGCUGAGGAUAUCGUGGACGGAAACCCGCGUCUCAUCCUCGGACUUAUUUGGACAAUCAUCUUGAGAUUCCAGAUCCAGGAGAUAGAAAUUGACGUGGACGAAGAGAACGAAUCGUCUGAGAAGAAAUCCGCGAAGGAUGCGCUGCUGCUGUGGUGCCAGCGGAAGACGAGCGGCUACCAUGGAGUGCACAUCCACAACUUUACCGAUUCCUGGCGAUCUGGACUUGGUUUCAACGCGCUCAUACACGCCCACAGGCCGGACCUGUUCCGCUGGUCGGAGGUGCCCACGACUGACCACGUUGAGACCCUCAACCACGCCUUCGACAUGGCCCACAACCACCUCGGUAUACCCAAGCUGUUGGAUGCUGAAGACGUUGACACCACCCGGCCUGAUGAGAAGUCGGUGAUGACCUACGUGGCCAGCUACUACCACACCUUCGCCAGGAUGAAGAAUGAACAGAAGAGUGGCCGCCGGAUCGCUAAUAUCAUUGGGCAGCUGAUGGACUGCGACUCUCGCAAGGCGGAGUACAGCCGCCUGCUGACGGCGCUGCUGGAGUGGAUCCGGCUCAAGAUCACGGAGCUGAACUGCCGCGACUUCCCCAACGCGCUCGAUGGUAUCCAGCGGCUACUUCUCGCCUUCAAGCAGUACCGCACCGUCGAGAAGCCGCCCAAGUACAAGGAGCGAUCAGAGAUAGAAGCGCUGUAUUUCCACAUCAACACCAUGCAGAAGAGCCUGGUGGGGGAACCCUGGGCGCCGCUGGAAGGUCAACUGCCCCAGGACUUAGAGAGGGCCUGGCAACAUCUGGAACAGGCCGAGCAUGCUCGCGAACUUGCUCUACGUACCGAGCUACUAAGACAACAACGAUUGGAACAGCUCAAUUAUAAGUUUAACACUAAGUCCGUUCUCCGCAAGGGAUACCUGAAGGAGAUGAUCCAGGUGUUGUCGGACCCUCGUUACGGCUCCAACCUGGCUCAGGUGGACGCCACCGUCAAGAAGCACGAGGCUAUUUCCGCGGAUAUACUCGCCAGAACGGAGCGGUUCGAAGACCUAUCCGCCAUGGCCGCAGAACUAGUGCGUGAGAAGUACCACGGCGCAGAAGCCGUGUCUCGCACGGAGCAAGCCGUGCUGUCCCGCUGGAAGGAACUGCUGCAACUGCUGGAGAAGCACCGAGUGUCCCUGGCGCGCCUGGCGCACCUGAUGGCUCUCCUGCGGGAGGCAGACACUGUCGCCAGCACCGUAGCUGACAUGAGGGCUCACUUUGAAUCUGAAGAUGUGGGACGCCAUCUUGUCGACGUGGAGCGUCUGUUGCAGGCCCACGCGCUGCAGGAGCUACAGCUGGGAGCCUUGGACGAGAGUAUCCAGCGGCUGGUGAGGCAGGGAGCUGCGCUGGAAGAGCUGCAGUCCGGACAACAGCUGCAGGGACAACUUGACUUGCUACAGCAACAUUACCAGAGCUUGCUGAAUGCCGCCAAAGACAGAAAGGCGAGACUGGAAGAUGCUCGGAACCUGUACCAGUUUCUAGAAGAUCAUGAGGAAGAAGAGGGUUGGGUGACUGAGAAGCAGAGGAUAUGCCGCACAGAAGUCGCAGCCAAGGAACUGCGCGGAGUGUUAGCUUUACGACAGAAACAUACAGCGCUGAUGCAUGAGCUGAGGGCCAGGGAUCUGGUGGCUCAGAGACAUAGGGCUAAGGGUCAGAGCCUUAUAGACGCGAAACACCCGAAGAGUGCAGAGAUUGAGCGUCGACUGUCGGCGCUGAGCGAGCAGUGGGAGAUCCUGCGGCAGCUGGCGAACGACCGGGACAAGAAGCUGGCUGAUGCUGCAGAGGCGCACCAGUUUUACGGUGACGCGAACGAAGCGGAGUCCUGGAUGAAAGAGAAACACGCGCUCGUUGCCAGCGAGGACUGCGGCGUCGACGCAAACAGCGCUGCAGCGCUUCUGGCCCGUCAGCGUAUUGUCCACGACGAGCUGCGGGCGUACAGCGGAGAGCUGCAAGCGCUGCGGGGGACCGCGCAACGGCUGCAGGCCGCCGGAAUACUCACGCUACAGCUCCCGACGGAGGUGGAGUCCGGAGGCGCGGUGGAGAGUGAGGAGGAGUGGGGCAGCGAGAGCCGCCUCGUGCCCACCGAGGUGUGGGAGGAGGAGCCGGUCGAGCGGCUGGAGCACCGCACCGUCACCGAGGAGCGCAGCGUGCCGCAGGUGAAGGCGCUCUACGCGUUUUCCGGCCAAGGCAUCAGCAUAGCGAAGGGGGAGGUGAUGUUCCUGAUGAACAAGACCAACCCCGACUGGUGGUCGAUACGCAAGGCGGACCGCACUGACGGGUUCGUGCCCGCAAACUACGUGCGAGAGAUCGAACCCAGACUUGUGCCUGUGCAAGUCCGUCGUCCGGAGAAGGUCCGUACGGUCCAGCGCGUCAAGAAGACUGUCCUGGUGAAGCAGGUGGUGCGCGUGCGACGCGGGCCGCCCGCACGACGGAGGACGCACGUGGCCGCGCCCGUCGCCGUGCCGCACGUGCGGGACCGCAUCGCGCAGAUCGACUCGCAGUACGACGAGCUCCUCAAGUUAUCGGAGGCUCGCCGCGCUCAACUAGAAGAUGCCAUCAUGAUGUACAGUUUCUUCGCGGAGUGUGAGGACUUCGAUAAGUGGAUGAAGGAGAAGGAGAAGAUGCUGAGAGCUGACGAUAAGGAGGACACUGUUGACACCGCCAAGAGGAAGUAUGAGAAAUUCGUGACGGAUCUGUCAGCUGCUUCUAAGCGUCUGGAGAAGAUAAAUGCGUCAGCCGAAGAGCUGGUGUCCGCGAAGCACCGACAGGCGAGCCGCGCUGUUGCCAGAACUCAGCAGCUAAGACAGCAGUGGGACAGACUGCUGCGGUUGAAACAGCAGAAGGAAAAGAGCUUGGAAGGAGCUUCUAGCGUGGAGCUGUUCUACCGCACCUGUGACGAAGCUCUGGAGUGGAUGUGCGAGAAGGAGCAGCAGCUGGAGAGCGGGUGGGCGGGCGGCGCAGACCUGCGGACAGCGCGCGCCCUGCAGAGGAGACACGCGCAGCUGGAGCGGGAGCUGCAGCCGCUGCAGGACAAGGUUCAGGCCGUCACCGCGCUGGCUGACGAUGUGAAGUCCCAAUAUCCAAGCGAGAAAGCAAAUGUGGAAGCCAGACAGCGGGAGAUAGAGAGCAUGUGGAUACGAUGUCAGCAGCAGGCGGCGGAAAGACGCAGCCGGCUGGAGAGCGCUGUGGGCCAUCAGAUCUUCAGUACCAGCAGCGCUCAGCUGCAGGACUGGUUGCAGAAAAUCCACGAGCAAGUUUCGGCGGAGGUGACCGCGAAGGACGUGGCGACGGCGGAAGCAUUACUGAAGCAGCACCAGGAGCUGAAGGACGACAUCGACGCACACGACGACGAGUUCAAGGAGGUGAUAGGUCUGGGCAAGCAGUUACUAGCCACCAACCCGGCGUUGGUCGACGCGAGAGACAAGAUAGAGAUGCUGGACAAUGAACAGCGUGCUGUUAAGAAAGAAUGGCAAGAUAAAGAAAAGUACUUGAAGCAACUUCUCCAGCUGCAGUCGUUCAACCGAGAGGCGGAUCAAAUUGACGCGUCGAGCGGCGCGCACGAGGCUUUCCUCGAGUACCAGCAGUUCGGGUCUUCGGUGGACGAAGCCGAGACAUUGGUGAAGCGGCAGGAGGAAGCGGAGGCACGUUUUUCCGCGCAGGACGAGCGUGUGAACACAUUCGCACAGAAGGCGGCCGCGCUCGCCGAACAACGCCCCGAGCAUUACGCCGUGCCACAUAUCCUUGCACGCCGAACUGCAGUGCUUCAGCGUCGCGACAAAGUGCGCCAGGCAUUCGGCGAACGCAGGCGAGCAUUGCUCGCGAACCUUGCUCAUCAACAGUUCGUCGCGUCGACGGAGGAACUGCAGUCUUGGAUCAACGACAAAACUCGAACAGCCAACGACCAGAGCUACAGAGAGCUUGCCAAUUUGGAACGUAAGCUGCAGAAGCACGAGGCCUUUGAGAGGGAACUUCAGGCCAACGAGAAACAACUCAGAAACGUGGAGAGCAUUGGCCAGUCACUUCAGAAAUCGGAUCCGGGUCGCGCGAAGGAUAUAUCCUCGCGUCUGGAACAACUGCAGCAGGGCUGGGAGCAAUUGGUGGCAGCGUCAAGAGACAAGGGCAGCAAGCUGCGGCAAGCAUCGCAGCAGAAACAGCACAGGCGCGGCGUCGAAGAUGCGAAGGCUCGCUUAAACGACCUAGAGAGAGCGCUGAACAGCGAAGACAUUGGUACUGACUUGAGGAGCUGCAAGCGUCUCCUGACUCAGCACCAGGCGCUGGAACAAGAGCUGAAUCAGAUAGAGCAGCGUGCGGAGUCGCUGGGGGCGCAAGGUGCGGACCUCGUGUCCAGCGGCCACUUCGACGGCGCGGCGAUUCAGAGGGAGUGCGCCGGUCUGAGCCGCGCCGUCACUGACCUGAGGCCGCGUGCCGUAGCUCGACGUCGCGGCCUCGAUGACAGCCUGCUACUGCACAAGCUGGCUGCGGAGGUGUCAGGCGAGAUCGCGUGGGUAGAAGAACGUCGCGCCACCGCCUCGUCUACAGCUCUGCCUCAAGACCUUCACGCCGCGCAAUCCGCUCAGAAGAAGCACGCCAAGCUGCGCAGCGAACUGGAUGGCAGGCGCCCCAUCGUCACGAAAGUGCUGCAGAAAGGCAGGGAGGUUCCCGAUCAUCCGCAGGCUGAGAAGAUCAAGCAACUCUGCAAAGAGCUUGAGAGAGCGUACUCAGACGUGUCGACCGCGGCGGAAGAGCGUGCUGUACGCUUGGAGAACGCUCUCAAGGCGCAGCAGUUCAUGCACGAUGCGCUGGAAGUGGACUCGUGGCUGGCCGACAAGGCUGCGGAGCUGGCCAGCUGCGAUGUGGGCAACGACAGGCACAGAGCUACGCAGCUGCUAACCAGACACAAGGCGGUAGAGUUAGAACUGGACACGUACGCGGCCAUCAUCGCUGAGAUGGGCCACGCGGCGCAUGCGCAGUCGGACCCCAGCCUCGUGGACAGACACGGCGCGCUCUCGGCGACCCUCGCCAGGCUCCAGCGUAGCGCGGCACUGCGCCAGGCCGCGCUCGUCGAGAGCGUCUGCAGACACGAGUACUUGGCGGAGAGCGCAGAGUUAGAAAGCUGGAUCCAGGAGCAGUAUGCCGCUGCCUCAAGCGAGGACUAUGGACAGGACUAUGAACAUUUAUUGGUGCUAAGAUCGAAAUUCGAGGAGCUCCGGCACAGGGUUGAGAGCGGCGCUGAGCGGUUCAGCCAGUGUGAGGAGCUGGCUAAGAAGCUGCUAGCUUCCAACAGCCCCUACAUCGGUGAUAUAGAGAAGCGGCAGGAGGCGCUCGGAGAGUCGUGGCAGCGCCUGGUGGAACAGAUCGAGUCUCGCGGCAGGAGGCUCCACGCGGCUGGUGAGAUCCACCGCUUCCACCGGGACGCCAGCGAGCUGCUGGCCAUGGCUGCCGACCGCAGAGCCAAGCUGGCUGACCCGCCUCCACCACGAGACCUGCGAGCUGCCGAGGCUCUCAUCAGAGACCACCACACCGCUGAGAAUGACUUACUCGCAAUCGAUGCUCAGAUGCAGGUGUUGCAAGAAGAAGGCUCUCGUCUCCAAAAGUUGUGUCCCGGCGGCAACGAGCAGCAGAUCGCGCUCCGCCAACGAGCGCUCACUGAAGCCUGGAACUCCUUGCGAGCUGCUGCGGACAGAAGGAAGACGGUGCUGCAUCAUCAUCACCAGUUGCAGCAACUGCUGUCUGAGAUCCGGGACGUGAUGUCGUGGUCGACGGCGCUCCGUAGCGAGAUGUCGGCGAGUGUGGGCGCCGCGUCCGGCAGCGGGGCGCAGGCGCAGCGCGCGCACCACGACGCCCUGCGCGCGGAGAUCGACGCGCGCGACGACACGUUCCGCAACGCGCUGGAGCACGGACACGCGCUCGUCAGCGACGGACAUCCCAACGCGCAGGAGAUUGAGGAGCGGUGCGCAGCCCUGAUGGAGGAGCGCGGGCGGCUUCACGCGGCCUGGGCAGCUCGCCAGGUGGCGCUGGACCAGCUCAUCGACUGGCACUGCUUCCUGCGAGACGCCAAGCAGCUGCACGACCUGUGUAGCGCACAGGAGGCUGCUCUGGGUACGGAAAUAUCGCCCACGCUGAGCGUCGAGGAGGUCGACAACCUGUUGAAGAAACACGAGGCGUUCGAGAAACUUUUGGUUACACAGGAUGAGAAGCUGUCCUUGCUGAACAUGCACGGAGACAAGCUGCUGCAGCAGAACCAUGUGGAGAGUCAGCGCAUUGCUGAUGAGCUGGCGGCCAUUAACGAGAGGAGGAAAAAGCUGUACGAGAUGGCGGCGGCUCGUAGAACCCGGCUGGUGAGCCAGCGGUCUCGCGCGCAGUUCCAGCGGGACGCGGCUGAUACCCGCGCGUGUCUCGCCGACAAGUUGGCGGUACUGGCCGCGCAACACGGUGAAGUGACCAGCCUGGAAGAUAAAAUGAAGAGAUUGCAGAAGCACCAGGCGUUUACCGCUGAGUUGGCUGCGAACAGAGCUCGCCUGCUGGAGGUGGAGGAGCUGGCUCAGGAGCUGCCGGAGAAGGAGGUGGCACGCGAGCUGCAGCAGCUCCGCGAGGACUGGAGGCGCCUGGAGACAGCUGCCGAGCAAUACGGUCGUGGCUUAGAAGAAGCUCAGGACAUUCUGGAGUUUAAUCAACAUCUGGACAAGAUUGAAGCGUGGAUCAGGGACAAAGAGAUGAUGGUGCAAGCCAACGAGAUGGGUCGCGACUACGAGCACUGCACCGCGCUGCUCCGCAAGCUGGAUGACCUGGACAGUGACAUGCAGGUGGACGACAAACACGUGCGCACCAUCUGCGCGCUCGCUGACAAGCUGCUGCAACAGGGUCCGUCCCAGGCAGGCGAGGCGGUGGCCGAGCGCCGCGACACGUUCCUGGCCAAGUGGCGCGCGCUGAGCGGAGCGCUACAGACGUACAGGGACCGGCUCAACGCAGCGCUGCAGCUGCACUCCUUCAACAGGGAUGUUGAGGACACGAACGAACGUAUCGCGAAGAAGGCGGCCUUGUUCGGUAGCAGCGAGCGAGGACGAGAGCUGCAGGCUGCUUACGAGCUGAAGCGGCGCCACGAGGCCAGAGCUGCUGAGGCCUCCGCCAUCGGGGACAAGAUCGAAGCCUUAAAAGCGCAAGGAGGUGCUCUAGCUAAGAGUCACCCAGAUCAUUCGUCGGAGAUUUCCGGCAGCCUUCGUCGCCUGGACGAGGCGUGGAGCAAGCUGCAAGAGCUGGGAGCAGCUCGCAGCUCGCUCCUAGAUCAGGCCAUCGCUGAGCAUAAGUUCGAAGAAAGCCUGAAGGAAUUGGAACUCUGGGUCUCUGAGAGUGUGAAGCGCAUGUCGGGGGCGGAGCCCGAAAGCGUCGCGCACGCUGAAGCCCUACUCGAAAUGCACCAGGAGAGAAAGGCUGAAAUAGACGGGCGUCAGAAAGCGAUUGCGUCACUCCAAAAAGAGGCAGAGAAGGCGAAUGACAAGGAAAAGGUGAACCGCGUCGCCAAACUGUCAAGCACACUAGAUCAGGCCUGGCUGCAGAGGAAACUAUAUCUGACGCAGGCACAUGAGCUUCAAAUUCUGAACGAGCAGACGAGGCAGGUGGAAGACUGGCUGGCGGCGAAGGAAGCAUUCCUCAACAACGACGACCUGGGGGAGAAUCUGGAUGCGGUGGAGACUCUGAUCCGCAAGCACAUAGAGUUCUCCAAGCUGCUCGACUCGCAGAUGGGCAGGGUCGACGACUUGGAGAAGUUUUCCCAGGACCUGGUCAGCAAGGAGCACCAGGACGCGGCUUACAUCCAGACCAGGGUGCGCCCUGUCAGAGCUAGGGCUGACAAACUCAAGGAGAGCUGCAAGAGCCGCGGGGAGAUGCUGGAGCAGUCCAAACAGCUGCACCUGUUCCUGAGGGACCUCACGCACGAGCGGGAGUGGAUCGAGCUCAAGAUGCAGAUCGCUAACGACCUCAACUACAGGGAACUCUCCAAUCUGCAGUCGAAAAUGGAGAAGCAGUCCGCGUUCGAGUCGGAACUGGCGGCCAACAAGAGACGCAUUGACGAUGUCGCCGCCGAGGGAGAGAAACUUAUCGAAGGUAACCACUUCGCGUCCCAGGAGAUCGCCAGACACGUGGAAGACCUUGAGAACCUGUGGAGUGAGCUGCAGCACGCAGCCAAGUUGCGUCGCGAACGGUUGCAAGAGGCGUACCAAGCGCGAGUGUUCUUGCGUGGUCUGGACGACUUCACCGCGUGGCUCGAUGACGUGGAGACACAGUUGAUCAGCGACGAUCACGGCAAGGACCUAUCGACGGUAUCCGCGUUGUUGAAGAAGCACACGCGUCUAGAGCAGGUUGUGUCGAGCAAGGCGGAAGUGGCGACACAACUCGUGGACACGGCGGCGCAUCUCGCCGACACCGGACACUUCAUGUCGCACGAAAUCGUCGACAAGACCGAGCAGGCUGUCAAGAGAUACCGUCAACUCCAGGAGCCUAUCCAGAUCAGGCGAGACAAUCUGGAUGAUGCCGCAUUGCUUCACCGCUGGGAGCGAGAUGCUGAUGAAGAGAUGAACUGGUUGAAGGAACGCGAGGGUGCAGUACGGUCGGAAGAGGCCGGUGCGACUUUACCAGAGGCCCAGGCACUGUUGAAGAAGCACAGCGCUCUGGAGGCUGAGAUCAUAGCCAGAGAGUCGAGCGUGUCUGCGGUCUGCUCGCGUGCGAGUGCGUUGGCGCGUCGCGGACACUUUGCGGGCGCGGCGCUCGAGACGCGUGCGCGGGAACUAAACGCUGCGUUCAAGUCGCUACGGACCGCUGCGUCUGCGCGAUCAGCUUCAUUGAGGGACAGGGUUCAUUCACUGCAGCUCUUAUCGGAGAUGUGGGAGGCGGAGGCUUGGUUGAGCGAGCGAAAGAGCGCCCUGACCGCCGCGGAGACUGGACGUGACGAGGAGUCGGUGCUGCUGCUCGUGAGGAAGUUGGACGCAACGCAACGGGAGAUCAGCGCCUGGCUGCCCACGCUCGCCAAGCUGGAGAAGGCGGCUCAGGAACGCGCUACUGAUGAUGAGGUAGUAACGAAGAAGAUGGAGGAGCUGAAGGCAAUGUACGAAGACCUGAAGUUGCUGUCCGCAAAACGUCAACAGAGAUUGCAGCAAAGCUUGCAGUAUUUCAAAUUCGUGCAAGAGUGCUCGGAGACCCAGGAGUGGAUCAGCGAGCAGAUGUCCGUGGCCGCGAGCGAGGAGUACGGUCUGGACGUGGAACACGUGGACACACUACAGCAGGCUUUCGAUAACUUCAUGGCACAGCUACACGCUAGCGAAGGUCGCAUUGAGGCCGUGUGCGAAGCGGGCCACACGCUUCUAGAAGAGAACACACCGGAAGCGGACAGAGUCAAGCAGAAGAUAGAGGAUAUCAGAGGACUGUGGGACGACCUGAAGGAGUUGGCUGUGGCACGACAAGAGGCGUUAGCAGGUGCCCGACAAGUCCACGAGUUCGACCGCUCUGCCGAAGAAACACUCGCGUGGGUUGCUGAGAAGGAAGCUGCUCUCCAACUGUUGAAGCAGGUGCACCAGCUACGAGCCAUCCGGGCUGACCUGGUCGCCAUCAGGGAGAAGCACCAACAUUUGCGCAACGAGGCCGACAGGCUAGGCGCAGCAUUUCCAGAUGCAAAGGAGCACGUGCUAGCCAAAUUGGAGGACGUGACGGAAGCGCUGCAAGCCCUGGAGGAGAGGGCGGCCAACUGCGAACAGCAGCUGGUGGUGGCUGACCAGCUGCAGGCUUACUUCGACACUUAUCAGGACCUGAUGGCGUGGACCAACGAGACCUUGGCCAGAGUGACAGCACCAGAGCUGGGCAGCGACGUGGCAGCAGCUGAGCGGGUCCUGGCUCGACACAAGGAUAUCGUGGCCGAGAUGGACGCGAAAGACGACGCCUUCCAGACCUUCUACACUGAUGGUGAGAAACUGGUGAGUGAAGGUCAUUUCCUGUCGUGCGAGGUGGAAGGGCGGAUGUUCGCGCUGCGCACGCGCAGGGCUGCCCUAGAGAGUGCUGCCAAGAACCGCCGCGAUAUCUACGAACAGCACCUGGAUGCGCUCAUGUUCCUGAGGGACGCAGACGCUCUAGACCAAUGGAUCUCUGCUAGAGUGCCACUGGUGCGCGAUGGCAAGUACGGGGACAGCGUGGCGCACACCGAAGAGCUGAUCAAUCGGCACCGGGACCUCGAGGAGACCAUCGAUGCACAGAAGGAGAGGUUCAACGCACUCAAGAGGAUCACCUUGAUCGAGAAGUCGUUCAAGGAGCAGAAGUUGGAGGAGGAGCAGGCCAGAAGAAGACAGGCCGAGCAGCAGGAAGCUGACCGACUUCAGCUCGUGAAGCGCAGGGAGAUGGAGAGGAUAGCGGAAGAGAGACGAAGGGAGAGUGUGACUGGACAGCGGGAGAUUCAGUUGGAUCGCCAGACAAGUGUAGGCGCGGCGUCUUCCGAGGAGACUCUAUCACCGGCGCCGCAAUUCGAGCGGCUGCCCAAGAAUGAUGCGCUGGUGAAGAGAGCAGACAGCAUGAUUGUGGGAACAAAGACAGCCAAGCGCACGCCGUCGUUUACAACCCGACGUCGCACGCAGAGCUUCCGUAGACACAGACAACCCGACGAGUUACCGCCUGUCGACAACGAAGGUGACUUGGAGCGUAAACAGGAGACUGGCGUGGGCGGGAAACGCGCUGCCGUCCGCUCUUGGCGAGCGUACUACGGCGUGCUGUGUGGACAGCUACUGUGCUUCUUCAGAGACAAGCAGGACUUCGCCACGUCCAAGGCGGCGGCGCCACCCGUAGUUAUACUGCACGCACGCUGUGAACCAGCCAGCGACUAUACGAAGCGACCGAACGUGUUCCGUCUGUCGUGCACGGACGGUGCCGAGUACCUGUUCAGCUGCGCCAGCCGGGCAAUGAUGAUGGAGUGGGUCGCCAAGAUCUCGUUCCACGCGAGCCUGCCGCCGCAGCUGCAGCUCACGCCCUACGGCUCCACCUCGCCCGCCGAUGACGUCCGCAAGAGGCUGCAGAACGCUUCGUCUUCAGAAUCAGUGACGUCAUCACCAGAGGCGGAACGUAAAGUGCGGACACAGACUGAGAUCCUGCAGGAGCACCGGGCCUCGCAACCCGAACGGAAUAUUGAAUCAUCAGUGCUGCCAUCAUUACCACCACGACAACCUCCUAGCAGUGACGCGGCCGAUGUUGUUCUCAGAAAUACGGAACUCCCUGGUGGGUCGUGGGGUCGCUCUCGGUUCUCCAACGGGCGUGACCUUAACGCCGAGUUCAUCAGAUCACAGAAAGAAGCCGCUGAAGGACCAAUGCUAAUUGGAAAAGAUCGCCCACCAGUUAUUCCAGAAAGAGCGCCGGCCUUGCCAGAAAGGGGACCAAACGUACCGGAAAGAGGUACGAAUGUACCGGAAAGGGUUUCAAACGUACCAGAAAGAGGCCCAAACGUACCGGAAAGGGGACCAAACGUGCCAGAAAGGGGGCCGAACGUCCCAGAAAGAGGAUCAUUUAUGUCUGAAAGGGGUUCAAUUAUAUCCGAACAGGGGCCAGCUGUACCAGAAAGGCUGCAGGUUGGUGACCGCAGGUCUAAAGACCGGGCCUUGCUUGACAAUGACAGGUCUAAAGACAGGAAUUCUAAUGAGCGAAGUUCCAGCGAAAGAUUUGACAAAAAUGCAAAUGAAGGAACAUAUGAAUAUAGAUAUUCGGAAAGAAUUGACAAUAGAAAUAGUGGGGAGAAGCAGUCGGUGUCAUCGCUGGUGAACAGUUACCAGCAGAAGGUGAAGAGUUCUCAAGAGAAGGAGCCAAACAGAAAUUCCGCUGGCUGGAACAGUAAUUGGCAGGGCGUGGAGACGACUUCACACUUCUAUACGGCGAGCGAACUUGCGUACAGUGGGAGCAACACUCGGCCUGCGUCUGUCGCGGGAAGUGGGGGUUCCCCUGCCUUAGAUCCACGCCCCGCUUCCAGAUCGUCGGGUGAGUCAGAGCUCUCCGUGGGCGGUACAAAGGAGAAGAAAGACAAGAAGGGAGUCUUCGGAGGUCUCUUCAGCAGGAAGAAGAGACCACAAAGUCAUAUGUAACCUAUUACUCUUCUACCACAUGUUCUUACAAUCAUUUGACUUGUUUACUCAUUCACUAUCCCUUGUGUCACUUUGACACGCUGACGUUUGUUUGACGUGUGACGUUUCAUUAUUGGUAUUGCUAUGUCAGAAAAUUCUCGUCUUUUUUGUGCCUUUCUAAUGUAUAGUUUAGGGUAAGCUAUGUGCCUUUUGAUGUUAUCAAUUAUUAUUAUUAUUAUUACGUAAUGUGAAAAUUAAGCAUUAUUCGUGUGUCACAAACGUGGAACAACUUGGGACCAACUUUAAAUUCAGUGUUUCCAGAUCCGGUGUUGAGGUUUCAUUGGCUGGCAAUGCAUGACGAGAGCUUUACGAGCGAACGCUAGCGUUACGGGAACGGUGAUUUCUUGAUAAUUUCGUACUUUCUUUUCGUUCUUGAACAAUUUUAUAAAUUAAUAUUUUGUAUUAUUUCAGUCAUAUGGUCUACACAGUACACACCUUUUUUAUUUGUUUAAGAUACGUUAUAGUAAUAAUCAAUAUUUGCUGAAUUAUUUGAGCAUAUCAAUUACAAUUGGGCGAUGUCUUACUAAAGAACUAAUCUUGAAAUGUGAAAAAAAAAUAAAAUUACGUGGUAAGCAAUUAUGAAUAUAAAUAUUAUUUUUUCUUCAACUUUAUUUGACUAGUUCAUCUACUUUGAAGGUAAACUAAACAAUAUAACACGAUCUGGCAACACUGAAUUAGUAUAAUCAUUCCGUAGUAUCCUAAAAAUCAUGAUUCGACGUAAAAUAUUUGUAGCUUAAGUUAUUUUAUUGUUUUAUGACAAAGCAGAUAUAAAUUUGUAAACACAUGUUGUUCAUAAUAUUUUUGCAUAAUUUCGGCUGUUGAGAAAAAAAACAUCACGUGGUUAUUUCUCUUAUUUAUUCAUCAUUAAUUAAAUUAUAUACAAAAACGACACAUAGAAUUAGAAAGCGCAUAUUUAUUUAAUAGAAAUAUUACAAUGCUUAUUUCGUUUAAUAUAUAAACAUUUCAAUGUUAAACUAUACUAUUAAUAAUAAUGUCAUCUUUUUGCUGUUAAUUGUCAAACUAUAUAAUUAUUCUUUAUUUUUUUUAUUACGUAACCAUCAAACCAAACUAUAAUUCAAUCUUCACUCAUAUGUCAAUGUCUUAAUCAGUUCCCUACAGAUGACAGUUGGUUAUUUUUUUGUUUGAUUUAUUUAGAGCAUUGGUAGCAAUACCACCAGCUCAAACCAAAAUACAAUAAAAAACUAAUGUAUUUUUAAUUAUAUUCGAUCACAAGAAACCCCCGUUAGGCUUAUGGGCAUAUAAAUUCUACCUCUAUUUUACCACUUUCCUCCACAUAUGACAGUUGGUAACAUUUGACAUCUCUUACGUUGUAAUAGUUCUGUUAUCUGUGGCGCUUUCUGUAUCUGUGGAAGUAGUAUUUCGCCACCAAAGUAUGUUUCAGUUAUGUAAUAUGUUAAAGUACAAGAUUUCCACUAUGUUAUAUUAAGCACUGUUGAUUUUCGUUAGUUUAUAUACACGUUGGGUGGCGAAAACCUCUUUAGUUAGGUAGCAAUAGUUUAAUGUUAAUUUAAAAUGAAAUACGAAUUCGCCUUUUGCCGAUUUUUUUUUAUUUUAAAAGUAGAAUGGCCGUGAAAAAAAUAUAAAUAAUUACAAAUACUCUAUAGAAAACGUAACUAAUUAAAUCUUUAUAAAAUUGGUAAUUGCGUUUUAAGGUAAAGCUAAAUAUUAAAUUAAUCUAAAUUACUAAUUAUUUUUUGUGAUAUUUUCUGUGUAAUGUUGCUACUUAACUAAAUUAAAAUGUACUCCAUCAUAUUAUCGGUAGGUCGUGUUUACAACCUCAUAUUAUUAAAUUAAGUUUUUAUGUAAUAAAUAUAUUUUUUGCGUA